Messenger RNA from Penicillium vulpinum, 1242 nucleotides. RefSeq names its product Zn(II)2Cys6 transcription factor. Gene Ontology annotation, biological process: aflatoxin biosynthetic process; positive regulation of transcription by RNA polymerase II. Gene Ontology annotation, molecular function: DNA-binding transcription factor activity, RNA polymerase II-specific; zinc ion binding; sequence-specific DNA binding. The record is from RefSeq and is a predicted model, not a curated record. Bases 1 to 1242 code for a protein of 413 amino acids. The transcript has a single exon. Gene Ontology annotation, cellular component: nucleus. Lineage: Eukaryota; Fungi; Ascomycota; Eurotiomycetes; Eurotiales; Aspergillaceae.
AUGGCUGGAGACUCGGUUCGAACCAAUCGGCCGGAAAAGCUAAGAUCUAGCUGUGAUCGAUGCGGUACGGCCAAAGUGAAAUGCGACAAGGAACAACCAGAAUGUGGGCGGUGCAUCUCACAUGGUGUACCCUGCGUGUAUGGGAUUUCGCGUAAGAUGGGAAAACCCCCACGUCGUCACAGUCUAUCUCAAUCCACAAGAGACACCGUCACACCUGCCCAAAGUAGUAGUGAAACCAGCUGUGGUGGCAUGUCACUGGAUCUGGAGUUCUCCUUCAACAAUGAUAUGAAGUCCUGGGAUCAUAUGGAUGAAGACAACAACAAUCACACAUUCAUCGACGUCCUGGGCGCUGGAGGGAGCUUGAAUCAUGAGAUUCCAAUACCGAUGAUACCAAAUCUGCCCUUUGAUUACAAUGAGUGGGAUAUCUCUGAUCAGACCAAUGUCAAUAUUCUUUUCCCUCUUCGGUCCUCUCAUCAGUCUCCAAUACACGGGGAAGACUUAUCCUCCGGGACUUUCCAGUGGCAAUGGGACCCGAAUACACAUGUUGAACAAGGUUCAAUAUCUCCAGAUAUUGCGAACGGCCACGACUGUCAGCGGAAGUCUCAUGAGAUCCUUGAAAGUAUAUCCGUUCACAACAUCAGCAAACCUGAGGCCGACGAAGGACCCCCACCAUCAACUGGGUUCGCCCUAAAAUCCGAGACCACAGUUAACGGGGUACCACUAGACUUGGUGCUCCAGCUUAACCGCGAAGCGACUGAGCGUCUCUUUCUACUCGUUUCUUGCCCCUGUGCACAAAUUCCGUCUGUUGCAUUACUCUAUGCAUCAAUCAUCUCCCGCAUCCUGGGGUGGUACGAGCAGGCUGCCUGCUGUACGCAACUCUUCUCUCUGUCGAGCUUUCCUAGCGCGGCAGGAAGUACCUUGGCAUCCAGCGACUCUGGUAGAGGUACAUCCUCACCACCGAUGCAGCCUCCAGAGGUAUCAGUCGCGCCGUCACGAAUGAUGAUUGGGAAAUUCAGCGUGGACGACCCUCGCCUCCAAACUAUGAUAAAUAUACACCUACUAUCUGGCGAGAUGAAAAGAGUCAAGGAUGUUAUCGAUCAAAUUGCCUCACAAACUGGGUGUUCAAAUCCGGCGACGGGACAAGUCGGAGGUCUUUAUCUGAGUCUUAACUUAUGGCUUAAACAGGACUAUCUAAGGAUUUUGCAUAUGAUGCAGUCGGAAUUGAACGAAUUAAGCAUUUGA